Messenger RNA from Calypte anna (Anna's hummingbird), 3302 nucleotides. It is a transcript of the gene CCNG2, whose product is annotated as cyclin G2. Bases 367 to 1383 code for a protein of 338 amino acids. Gene Ontology annotation, cellular component: cyclin-dependent protein kinase holoenzyme complex; cytoplasm; nucleus. The transcript is spliced from 8 exons. The record is from RefSeq and is a predicted model, not a curated record. Lineage: Eukaryota; Metazoa; Chordata; Aves; Apodiformes; Trochilidae. Gene Ontology annotation, biological process: regulation of cyclin-dependent protein serine/threonine kinase activity; mitotic cell cycle phase transition. Gene Ontology annotation, molecular function: cyclin-dependent protein serine/threonine kinase regulator activity.
GUGUGCCGGCAGAACAAAAACAACGGGGCGGGGCGCGACGCCUCCAUUUUGAUGCGGGGCUGGGGUGGCGGCGGCUGCUGCUGGGGGCCGGGGAUGCUCCUGCUGCUGCUCCUGCCCCUGCUGCUCCCUCAGGCAUCGCCGUGACUCGCUGGGGGAGGCGAGCGGGGCCCGCCGCGGGCGGGGGGCACAGGAGGCCCUGCCUGGAUGCGGGGCCUGCGGCGGAGCCGAGCUGCAUCCGUGCGGUGACGGGAGCCGGGCUCGCCUCCCCCUCCCCGCCGCCGAGGAACCGAGCGGGGAGGGCCGCGGGGAGGGCCCGGUGCCCUCUGAUCACCGCCCCGGGUAAAGGAUCCGGAGGCAGGGGAGAAGAUGAGCAGCGAGGCACUGUGGCUGUUCAAGCAGCUGAACCUCCACCUGGAGCAGGAGGGGAGGUUCCAGCCCCGAGAGAAGGGCAUCAGCCUCAUCGAGUGUGCUGCCGAGAAUGAAAAUACUCUGUGUCCAAGACAAAGGAAUGGCAAGGUGGAAGAUCUGUGGAGUCUCACCAACUUCUUUGGUUUUGCAACUGAAACCUUUGUUUUGGCUGUUAACAUUCUGGACAGAUUCUUAGCUCUUAUGAAGGUGAAGCCGAAGCAUUUGUCCUGCAUUGGGGUUUGCUGUUUCCAGCUGGCUGCCCGGGUGCUGGAGGAGGAGUGCAACAUUCCCUCUGCUCCCGAGCUCAUCCGCAUCAGCCAGUGUAAAUGCACUGUGUCUGACCUCAAAAGGAUGGAAAAGAUCAUUUCAGAGAAGCUGCACUUUGAAUUCAAAGCUACUACUGCCUUAACCUUCUUGCACUUGUACCAUACUAUUGUACUCUGUCAUACCUCAGAAAGGAAAGAAGUUUUGAAUCUUGACAAAUUGGAAGCACAGCUAAAAGCUUGCAACUGUCGUCUGGUCUUUUCUAAAGCAAAACCAUCUGUUUUGGCCUUGUGCCUUCUCACUUUGGAAGUUCAGACUUUGAAAUCUGUCGAGCUGCUGGAGAUCCUCCUGCGUGUUCAGAAGCAUUCUAAGAUCAGUGAUAGUGACCUGCUUUACUGGAGGGAACUGGUCUCAAAAUGCUUAGCAGAUUAUUCUUCUCCUGAAUGCUGCAAGCCUGAUCAUAGAAAGCUGGUUUGGAUUGUUUCAAGACGUACAGCUCAGAAUUUACAAAACAGUUACUACAGUGUUCCUGAGCUGCCAACCAUACCAGAGGGUGGAUGUUUCAAUGAAAGUGAGAGUGAAGACUCCUGUGAAGACAUGAGCAGCGGGGAAGAAAGCCUUAGCACUUCUCCUCCAAGUGGUCUGGAAGGCACCUUCUUCUUUGAACUCAAACCUAAAGCAAAGUGGCAAACUCUUGGCUGUCUGGCUUAGCAUUGUGCUGAUUGUGUUAGGUUGAGAUUUUUCAUGCACGAUAGUCUUUUUGCAAUAAUAAUAAUAAUAUUAAUAAUAAAUGAGGUGGUAAUCUGUGAACUGUAUUGAGGCAAGAGCUGCUGUGGUAUAUUCAUGCUUUGAAUGCCUGCCUUGGGUUUGUUGUUGUAAUUUUAAGGAAGAAAAAAAAAAAUCCCAAUCAGGUUCCCAGUUCAGCAAAAAAAAAAACCAACUUCCUGUGUAGUUCUAUUGUCAGCAAACAUAAAUGCAGUACCUGGUGGCCCAAAAUGCUCACAGCUAAAGACAUCAGCCCAAGAGAAUUCUGCCCAAAAGGCUGAGGAAUCUGGGGCACAGACCUGUGAGGAGAGGCUGAGCAAAGUGAGCUUCCUCAUCCUGGUGAGGGAAAGUGGGGUUAAACAGCAGCCUUUUGGGUGUCUUAAGAGGAGGUUGUGAAGGAGAUUCAGGAGCUUGAGGAUUUCAGGGUCUUGACUGAGAAGUGUUGAGCAAGAACGAGAAGUUUCAUUAAAUUAAAAUUUGAAGUUCUUAAUUAAUUGGAAGAAACUUGCUCCAUGGGGACAGUCAGUCCUGGGAGUGGGCCAAGAGGGGCUGUGCUGUCUUUAUUCUGGGAAUUUCUCAGGAUUCAACAUGACAAAACCCCCAGCUGGAGUUCAGCAGUGACCCUGCUUUGAGCAGGGUGUUGGGCUGGAGUCCUCCUGAGGGCAUCUCCACUUCUGUUUGGAAUUAAUUAGAUGCCAUGGUCUGAGCAGGUCGUGUGAAGUGAUGGGUAUCCAGAGCACCAGGCUGAAACAAUUUACUGGCAAAUGGGCCAAAUACUGACACUGCUUUAAUGCUUUAUGUGCUGUGCUCCUUUUUAGCAGGCUCUUGAUUUGUGUACUCCAAGCAGGUAUUUUAUUUCAUUUAAUUUUUUAAAGCUUGGUUUUCAUAAGCUUCAGGAAUCCCUCUUUCACAGAGGAAUAUGCAUGGCAAGCAGGUGGCUUCUAGUCAGUCCUAGUUUUCACUACAGGAUAGUACCAAGCUUGUGGCAGGGAGUAGUUUCCUAUUUUCAUUCAGACAGAAGUUUUUACACUGAAAUUCACAUCGUGUACUUCAGUGGGUUUAGGAUUUUAACUGUUAACGUGUCAAUCCAUACUAUUAGCUUGGAUUUAACAUGGUAAAUCUUUAAGUCUACAUUCCUUUUAGUAUUUAACCCUUGUAGUUGCUUUGCAGUAUAUCCAUGUUAUUGAUUGAGUCAUAAUCAGACUUGUUUGCAUGCUGGUGUAAAGCAGUUAGUGCAGGAAAAGUUGCUAUUAUGCAGUAAUAUCAGGUAAAUGUGAUGUUGAUGAAGUAGUUGAUGUAAUGGGGGUUUUUUCUGACCUUUUUUCUUGAAGCACAAGUGGAAGUAAGGGUUGCUUUUUCUCCAUACUGUGGCUAGGUAGAGCAAGCAGACUCAUUAGCUGAGAAAAAUGGUGUGAAGUGUGGUGGUGCCAAAGUAGAAAUGAAGGAGCCAACAAGCUGUUUUGUUAGAUGCAAGCAUUGUUUUAGGAAGGUGAGGGAGGUGCUGUGAGUUGCUAAGUGUUAGGUGAUUUCGGUUUUAUAAAAACACAAAGUUUACAAAAAAAAAUGUAUAUAAAAAUGUAAAUUAAAAAAAAAUGUACAGAAAAAAUUUAAAACAAAAAAGGAGCAGAAAAUACUGUAUUUUUUUACAUUGUAUGUAACUUUUUUGUAGGUAUUGUUGCAUGUAGAUAGUAAUUUAUUGUGUACUCUGUAUGAUACAAACCCUGUACCAUCUGAAGAUCUCUUCCUCUGAGUCUGCACCUGGAAGUUCCCUUUGGGAAUGGGGGAGUAAUUUGGUUGCAGGUAACGAGCUUACUGAGUCUUGUUUCAGUUGAGAACAAAAUAAACCAAGUGCUGUUAUUUGUUAA